Molecule: messenger RNA, 951 nt
Organism: Lactuca virosa
Lineage: Eukaryota; Viridiplantae; Streptophyta; Magnoliopsida; Asterales; Asteraceae
Source: the annotation of a GenBank genome assembly
AUGGAUUAUCAUCAGUCAAUCAAGGUUCAACAAAAGUCUGCCUACCAAUCUGAUCCAUCAACCUCUGGUUUCCCAAUCUUAGCCAUUGCAGCACUCUGCAUCGUAGCAACAGCUUUCUUGCUCGUUUCCUACUACUUUUUCGUCACCAGAGGCUGCUUCAACUGGCAACAAGUGAACCCAUUAAGACGCUUUUCCAUGUCCCGGGAACGAUCCACACCCGACCCACUAUCAUCUCCAUACUCUACUCCUCCAUGGCAGGUUCGGGGACUCGAUGAAGUACUAAUCCGCGAGAUCCCCAUUUUUCGAUAUACAGAAAGUGAAGGCGAGAAGAGGAGUUUAUACGAAUGUGUUGUUUGCUUGAAUGAUUUUCAAGAAAUGGAUACGUUAAGAGUUCUUCCAAGCUGCAACCACGCGUUUCAUUUAGACUGCAUUGACAUUUGGCUUCAGAACAAUGCGAAUUGCCCUCUUUGCAGAUUGAGCAUUUCAGGUAACACAAGGUAUCCAAAAGACAAGAUAAUUGCACCAAGUUCUUCACCUCAAGAUCCUCAAAUGAGCCCCAUUGGCAGGAAUCAAGAUUUCUUGGUGAUUGAGUUGGGUGAAGAGGACCAUGGGUCAAGAUCACAACAAUCUAGAGGUCAUUCUCCAAGAAAGAUUGGAGGGAAGAGGGCGAAAACAAGAAAAUGUCAUCAUGUUUCGAUUAUGGGAGAUGAGAACAUUGAUAUUAGGGGAAAAGAUGAACAGUUUUCUAUCGAACCGAUUCGGAGAUCGUUCUCAAUGGAUUCAGCAAUUGAUCGCCAUAUAUAUUUAUCGGUUCAGGAAAUCAUACAGAACAAUGGAAGUCUGCAACAAAUCAGAAACAAUGAAGAAGGAAGUACGAGUGGAAGAACAAGAAGACCUUUCUUCUCGUUUGGAAAUGGUAGAGGAUCAAGAAAUGCUGUUCUUCCUAUCUAG